This is a messenger RNA of Tachysurus fulvidraco (yellow catfish), 2612 nucleotides long. RefSeq lists its product as uncharacterized. The record is from RefSeq and is a predicted model, not a curated record. Gene Ontology annotation, cellular component: membrane. Bases 296 to 1951 code for a protein of 551 amino acids. Gene Ontology annotation, molecular function: GTP binding. The transcript has 2 exons. NCBI's taxonomy places the organism in Eukaryota, Metazoa, Chordata, Actinopteri, Siluriformes, Bagridae.
UUGUUUGCUGAGAGUAAUUAUGCAUACCAAGUAAACGCCCUUAAAAGCGUUUGCAUUGAAUUAGUGCCAAAAACAUAUUGACCAAGUGUGGUAUCUUGUGUUGCACUUUGACUCAGCUGCAUUAUGAUACAGUCCUAUUUUUUGCCCCAUGUGAAGGUAAGAUACAUUUUACCUGCUUCAGUGAGUGUUAAAAACUCAUGAAAGCAUUUUUUUCUUUUGGUAAACGCAAUAUUGAUAGAUAUUUCUGGUGGACGCACUUACAUUGGUUCCAUUUUUCAGUGUUUUCCAAGAGGAAAUGGAAAGAAAACUUCCAGAAGAUCAGAUAAAAUCUGUGUUGGCUCAAUGGAGAUUUUCCUGGCAGUCACCUGGGUUUAAGGAUAGGCUUGUGACAGCACUGGAACUUUGUGAACAUUUUCCAUUAGAUAUAGCUGUCACUGGAGGUACAAAAUCAGCAAAUGCAAGGCUUGCUUCUGUUGUCUGUGGAUUAAAAGAGAAACAGGAAGAAGAAGAAGAAGAAGAAGAAGAAGAAGAAGAAGAAGAAGAAGAAGAAGAAGAAGAAGAAGAAACAGAUGUAUAUGAACACAGUGAUGAGGAAGAGUAUGAAGAUGAGGAAGAUGAUGGAUCAAGCAUUAAGCCAUCUGUUAAGGUCUGUGUUGAAAGAAAAUCCCUCGUGAAAUUCACAGAUAACUUUGCAGAAGACAGUCCUGGCUCUUCUGAAGUGCUUUUCCACCCUCAAAUCCCCAAUGUCCGCAUUUUUACAGUACAGAGAUGUUGUAGUCCCUCUCAGGACAGCUAUGAUAUACUGGUUGUCCUCACAACAGAGUUGCACCAGGAGGACCAUAUGAGGCUCACCAUGGAGCAAUAUGAGAAGAGCAAGUCUUUGUAUCUGGUUAAAGCUGAACAAGAAAUGGAUCUUGUCCGUGAAAAGCUGGAUGGACCCUGCAAGACCUGUGCAUGGGAACGAAUGAGAGCUCGCACUGUAGAGUUUCAGAAGAAACACAAGGUGGAAAUUGAAUCGGCCGAGAAUACAAAACACCAACAGACAUCACAAGGUCCUUUUCCUCUGGGUAUUAAGCUUUGGGAGAUGGAAGAGAUUGCAGAAGUUCUGGUGAAAGCUAUACCUCAACUGCGCAAGAAGGCUUUCAGUAAGUUUUUGGUCGAUCUUACAAGUGAACAUAGAGGAUCCCUGGCAAACCCUGCUUCUAAAAACAGCAAGAUGAGCCAGGAAGACCUAGGCAGAAUUUCUGUGGUGUUUCAAUCCCAGGAUCUCACUGACCAACCCUCCAAACUGCUCUCCAUUUUCAACACCCUGGAGCACUUCCGGCUAGAUGUAGGUCUACUAGGGGAGACGGGCUGUGGCAGCUCCAGCUUGUUCAACUCCUUCCUGGGCCUGAAGAAUGGGGACAAGGGAGCUUCCCCAAUUGGGGUGUUUGAAACCACAAAGACGCCUGUGACAUAUCCAUACUCCGAAUACCACAAUGUUCUUUUGUGGGAUCUCCCAGGCUUAGGACACACAGAAGAUUUUACAACGGCAUCUUCUUCUAACUUUACAUUACACCAUGUUCCUCCAAUACCUUCAAUACCUCCCUGUGAUGUUUACUUCUUGGUCUCACCCCUGAGGCUCAAUUUGGGGUACAUCCAGCUGUUGAAACACCUUUUGUCGAAGGGAAAAUCUUGCUAUAUUGUCCUGUCCAAGGCUGAUUUGAUUGAGGAGAAAUUAAUUGAAGAAGUAAGGAGAUGGAAUGAGGAGAUUUUGGAUAAGCUAGGUCUGAAACAGAAUGUCUAUCUAGUCUCUGCACUCCAUCCAGAGACCCUGGAUUUGCCCAAAAUGAGAAGAACUUUUAAUGAUGCACUAGAAAACCAUAAGAAGGUUGCUCUGGCUAAUUAUUUGACAAAUCUAUUGGAGCAGGAUGUGUUUUGGAAGAGGGCUGACCAUUGCAAAAUAAACUAACUUCACGGAAUGAGUUAUCCUUACACCACUAUAUAAUUAAGGUAUUCUUCCCAAGUGAUUUUGCUUCAUGGUGUUUAAUUUCUCUGUACAUCCCAAGCCAAUGGAACAUAGUUGGACAUGCUCUCUGGGUGAGUGGGAUGACAUACUCUCUCUCCUUUGUGAAUCACAGCAAUACUAGUCAAUCUUGGGUGUUAGAAGAGUGUCUGUUUUGGGUUUUGCUGCCCUGUCCUGCCCUUUAUCAGCUUAACCAAUUUAGAUCUAGGGAAAGAUUCUACUUUUUCCACCCUUCCUUGUUGGCAACAUUAGAAUUCAAAUAGAAUUUGAAUCUGCCAUUCAAAUCACAUGUUUAUGUUAUUGCUUUUAUUCUAAUACUUACUUCAUUCUUUAGUAACAGCUUACACAAAACCUUUUAUGGUGGACAGUUGAUAUGAAUUAUUAUUAUUUUUAUUUUUUUAAGUGUGGAAUUUACUGUAAAGUAUGUUGUAAAGUUGUAAAAAACAUUCAGACAAAGUCGCUAGUGCCAGUAUUUUAUAAUAGUUAGAAGUAAAGCUGUAAGUUUCAGACCUGGGUUAGUGUUCAGUGAGAACUGUGUCUUUUCUGUAACCUGGCAGGCACUUUUGUCUUAUUAACUUUAAGAAAAAUUCUAAACCGUCUGUUGAGG